Messenger RNA from Bombina bombina (fire-bellied toad), 1045 nucleotides. It is a transcript of the gene AVEN, whose product is annotated as apoptosis and caspase activation inhibitor. Bases 87 to 926 code for a protein of 279 amino acids. Gene Ontology annotation, biological process: negative regulation of G2/M transition of mitotic cell cycle. The transcript has 6 exons. The record is from RefSeq and is a predicted model, not a curated record. NCBI's taxonomy places the organism in Eukaryota, Metazoa, Chordata, Amphibia, Anura, Bombinatoridae.
CCUCUCUGCAGCGCUCUAUUUGAAGACGCAGUGCGGGGAAGGGUUUAUCGGUAACACUUGCUUUAUAAUAUAGAUACAGGUUAUAUAUGGAACGCGGCCGUGGGAAGCACCGGAGGGGAGGUGGCGGGGCCCGGAGGAGGCCCGGUGGGGAUAGAUGGGACAGAGGAGGCGGAACAGACAGGGAGUCAGCGAACGUGGCACGUGGAAGGAGAAGAGAGCUCGAGACACCUCAAAAGGAUGUGGAAGGCACAGAAACUCAAGAAGAGAAGGUUUCAGUAGGUUUCUCUAAAAGAAAAAUUCUUUCUAACUGGGAUCGCUAUGCAGAGACUGAGAAAGAACCUGAAGACAAAGUGUUGCAAAGAGGUGCAGAUUACAGUGUCCUCCUAGGAUCAGCAGGAGAUUCGUUCACACAGUUUCGCUUUGCAGAUGAGAGAGAUUGGGAUGUGGACAAGACCAGCAAUAAACCGGCAGUAAUUUCUUUUGACUCUCAGUAUCUUUUGCGGGCCCUGCAGGAACUACCACUGCAUCUCCGUCUGAAUGUGGAAGCUGACCUAGUUCAGGAAGAAUUGCCUCAAGAGCUUCCUCAGUACAAACCAAUGGACAUUAAAAGUCUGCCUCCCACUCUUAAUAAACUGCCAGCCACUGGACCAUCUGAGAGCCUUGUACCUGCAAAAGUCUCACAAGAUGCUCCUCUACCAACACUGGAUGAGGAAUUGGACUUUCUGCUCAGUUUAGAUGCUCCUGUUAGAGAAGAAGCCAUCAGCACAAAAACACCUUCUGGGAAUGAGGAAAAUAAAGUGGAGGUGAUGAGUGAAGACGAGGUACCCCCUCCUGUGCCAGACAAUAUAUGUAUGUCUGCUGAAGAAACGCAGAAGACGGUGACUCCAGACGACCUUGAAGAUUGGCUAGAUAGUAUGAUUUCUUAAUCCCAUAUAUAGAGCUAAUGUCAAGGAGUGCUGGUGAGAAUUAGUUCUUCUUCCUCUGAUAUGUGUAAUAGUUAUUAACAUUCAAUAUUGUUCAAUUAAAAUGAUACAAACUGAACAAA